Chara braunii is the source of this 1194-nucleotide messenger RNA. Lineage: Eukaryota; Viridiplantae; Streptophyta; Charophyceae; Charales; Characeae. The record is from the annotation of a GenBank genome assembly.
GCCGACGAAUGCAGUGGCAGUGCGGAUGAGAAGAGCGCGCCGAUAGGAGCAUCGGAACUGGGUAAGUUCAGAGACCGUGUGAACACAUCAAGCAGAAGAAAAAGGCCAGCUGGCAAUACAUGUAGUAGGUGAAUGCAAGAGGGACAGAGAAGAGGAGGUUAAGAGGGAGAGAGGGAAGAGGAAAAGUGGUCGAGAGUGAGAAAGGGAAGGGAGGGGAGGGGUCGGUGAGGAAAGAGGCAGACAGAGGCAGACGAAGAGAGGGGUAGGAGGGCGAGGGAGCAGUGCGCAAGCCGGAAGCGGAAGAGGAAAGCAAAGUACGAAGGAUGGACGACCCGGAACUUGAGGUGAUUCGGCAGAGAAGGAUGCAAGAGUUGAUGGGCGGGAGGGGUAUGGGAGGAGCAGGAGGAGGAGGAGGAGGAGGGGGCAUGCAGUCGCGCGAGCAGCACCAAGCUCAAGAGGAACAGAGGAGGGAAGCCGAAGAACGACGACAGGCGAUGCUGGUCCAGAUUUUGUCUCCUGAAGCGAGAGAGCGUCUUGCGCGAAUCGCUCUCGUCAAGCCCGACAAGGCCCGGAGCGUGGAGGACCUCCUGCUGCAGGGUGCUCGGUUCGGGAAGAUCACUUCGAAGGUCACCGAAGAGCGUCUGGUAAUGAUGCUGGAACAGCUCAGCGAACACGAGCCGAAGCCGACAAGGGUGACAAUUCAAAGGAGAAGGACAUCGCUUGAUGACGAUUUUUAGGGAUCAACGGUGAAAUGCCUAUUAUGUGCCCUGAGGAGCACUGCAUGUUCCGUUCCUCUCAGGUGCUUGUCGCCAGUAUGUGCCUGACACGUGUCCAUGCACGGGGAUGUUUAGUGUGCGAGGAGAAUACUGAUGGAAGCGAUAAACGGACAAGAACACAGUGACGAUGAUCGUGGCCAACAGUGAUGAUGGCGAUGACACUGCUGCUACCAACGACAGUGAAGAAGAAGACAAUGACAACGCCGCCGCCAUUGCCGACGACACAGAAGAAGAAGAAGAAGAAGAAGAAGAAGAAGAAGAAGAAGAAGAAGAAGAAAGGGUGUACUAAAUCAGAUGCAGAAGGAGUAAAGGGUGGGAGUGAAUUAGACACAGGAGAAGGAAAAGCUGCUGGCAGAAUUGGGUUUCUGUAUCGGUAAAAGUUUUGGCAGUUCAUGAGCAAUGAACCAGCCAUGGGAGU